This is a messenger RNA of Colletes gigas, 5124 nucleotides long. It is a transcript of the gene Nedd4, whose product is annotated as E3 ubiquitin-protein ligase Nedd-4. The coding region runs from base 336 to 2960 and encodes 874 amino acids. The transcript is spliced from 15 exons. The record is from RefSeq and is a predicted model, not a curated record. Gene Ontology annotation, molecular function: sodium channel inhibitor activity; ubiquitin protein ligase activity; protein binding. NCBI's taxonomy places the organism in Eukaryota, Metazoa, Arthropoda, Insecta, Hymenoptera, Colletidae. Gene Ontology annotation, biological process: regulation of dendrite morphogenesis; ubiquitin-dependent protein catabolic process.
AGUGUGCAUAUGUAUAUAAAAUUGGUAGUUCCAAUAAUAUUCUGUCUUGUGUUGCAAGCUUCGGUUGUUUAAAAUUUGUGUUAGAAGUUUGCUGAAUAUGUGGUUCUACUCUAGAAAUAAAUUCUUAUAUAACAGAGAGUAGCAAGAUUAGUCAUUGACACAUUUUAAUCUCUGUUAAAGCUACGCACGAGCGUACACGAAGAGUUUUAACAUGUACAAGUACUAAAGACAGUUGCAUUACUAAAUAUUAAAAGUAGAAAAUAGAACGCAUGUAACAAACACAUUAAAUUAUCUUAAUGUCUGUGCACAACAUAUUGCGCAAUUAAGAAUACAAGAUGCCAGGAACAUUGACCUACCCAAUAUAUGCUGGUGUAGAAUCACCUCCGCAAAGGCAACGGUCCUAUAGUUGGAGUAACGAGCAUCGUUCUAGAUCUCGAGUAUUGCCAGAUAAUAGAAGACCUGGACGAUUGUCGUUGGCAGAACCUGCGAGAGAUGAGGCUACUAGCAAGCUGAGAUUAAAGGUAAUUGCUGGGCACCAAUUAGCCAAGAAAGACAUCUUCGGUGCCAGCGAUCCUUACGUACGCGUCGACUUGAAUACUGUAAACGGUGAUCAGACAGUGGAUUCUGCGCUUACAAAAACCAAAAAAAAGACUUUGAAUCCAGUAUGGGAGGAGGAAUUUGUAUUUAGAGUUAAGCCUGUCGAUCACAAAUUGGUGCUACAAGUUUUUGACGAGAACAGAUUGACAAGAGAUGAUUUUCUCGGAAUGGUGGAAUUAACAUUAAUUCAUCUACCUAAAGAGCAAGAGGGUCAAACGAUCCCUGCUAGACGUUAUUUACUUCGACCACGUAGUAAUCAUUCCAGUCAGCGUUCGAGAGUGAAAGGUACUUUGGAAGUAUACCACGCAUAUAUUUCGGAUUCAUCGACCAUAGACAGUGACAAUGGGGAUGCUGCGUCUGACUCAGGAGGGUGGGAAAUGGUUCAACCAGUAAAUGUCAACCGUCCUAUGCAGACAGUUGUGUUUGACUCACCGUUGCCACCGUUACCACCAGGAUGGGAAGAAAGGCAGGAUGCAAACGGGCGAACGUAUUAUGUUAAUCAUAUAGCACGAUUUACUCAAUGGGAACGACCAGUAGAAUCUAAUACUUCGCCCAGUGCAAAUGUUGCAGUUGAGCGAAAUUUCAGCACUGCUGCGACAGAGUUUCAACGACGUUUUCAUAUUAGCGCGGAUAACGAAAACAGACAUAGAAGUUCGAUCAACCAGGAUGGUGAAGUUCUCCGCAAGGAAGAUGAAGAUUCGGAAGCAAGAGAUUAUGACAUUGAGAAUCAUAGGGGAGGGGGUAUUGGGGAUACUUCUUCAGACUCUGGACGUUCUGUCGAUCAACAUGGCUACCUUAGUGAAUGCGAAGACCAGACUGAUGAUAAUGUGGAUAGUCCAGCUGGGUCUAGACGAUCCUCUGAACAGAUCGAAAUGCAUAAACCCACGCUUCCAGUGUCAAGCAACGAUGGAAUGCCACCUGGGUGGGGUAUGCAAUUAGCUCCGAACGGUAGAGUAUUUUUUAUCGAUCAUAUUAAUAGGACAACGACAUGGAUCGAUCCUCGAACAGGGUGUCCAAGUUCGAUACCUAAUCACAUUGCUCCUUCAACUACACCAAGGAGUGAUUUAGACCAGCUUGGACCACUUCCCGAAGGUUGGGAGGAAAGGGUUCAUACGGAUGGCAGAAUAUUUUUCAUCGAUCACAAUUCAAGAACAACUCAGUGGGAAGAUCCACGCAUGUCCAAUCCACAAAUUGCUGGCCCGGCUGUUCCAUAUUCGAGAGAUUAUAAACGAAAAUAUGAAUAUCUCAAGUCUCAGUUGAGAAAGCCUAAUAACGUUCCUAAUAAAUUUGAAAUAAAAGUUGGCCGAAAUAACAUCCUGGAAGAUUCGUAUCGUAUAAUUAGUUCUGUUAAUAGAGUGGAAAUAUUGAAAACAAAAUUGUGGGUUGAAUUUGAAGGAGAAAUCGGUUUGGAUUACGGAGGCCUUGCUCGAGAAUGGUUUUUCCUAUUAUCUAAAGAAAUGUUCAAUCCCUAUUAUGGAUUGUUCGAAUAUUCCGCCACGGAUAAUUAUACACUACAAAUUAAUCCUUUCUCGGGAGUAUGCAACGAGGAACAUCUAAAUUACUUUAAAUUUAUUGGUCGUAUAGCUGGUAUGGCUGUCUACCACGGCAAACUGUUAGAUGCAUUUUUCAUUCGGCCAUUUUAUAAAAUGAUGUUAGGUAAAUCUAUCGACUUGAAAGACAUGGAAAGCGUUGACUCAGAAUAUUACAAUUCGUUAUUGUGGAUAAAAGAAAACGAUCCUAGCGAAUUAGAGCUCACAUUUUGCGUCGACGAAGAAAGUUUUGGACACACCUCCCAAAGAGAACUUAAGCCGGAUGGCGCUAACAUACCAUUAACAGACGUAAACAAAGACGAAUACAUAGGUUUAGUUAUACAAUGGCGAUUCGUAUCGAGAGUCCAAGAACAAAUGAACGCAUUUUUGGAAGGAUUUAACGCUCUUGUACCGCCGACAUUGGUAAAAAUAUUUGACGAGCAUGAACUGGAAUUGCUUAUGUGCGGUAUACAACAUAUUGACGUGAAAGACUGGAAACAGAACACGUUGUACAAAGGGGACUAUCACGCUAAUCACAUUGUCGUUCAGUGGUUUUGGCGAGUGGUACUUUCGUUUAGCAAUGAAAUGCGCUCUAGGCUUUUACAAUUUGUCACCGGAACAUCGCGAGUACCGAUGAACGGUUUUAAGGAACUUUACGGUAGCAACGGGCCGCAGUUAUUCACGAUCGAAAAAUGGGGUACACCGGACAAUUAUCCGAGAGCUCAUACUUGUUUUAAUCGCAUUGACCUUCCUCCUUACGAAAAUUAUCAGCAACUCAGGGAAAAAUUGAUAAAAGCAAUCGAAGGUUCACAAGGCUUUGCUGGAGUGGAUUAGCACGAAAUACCCCUUUUCAUGAUGAUAUCUGUAAUAUAAUGUACAUAUAUACAUACACAUAGAUACAAAAAAAAAAAAACAUGUAUACUGUCUAAUACGAUUAACUGUUUAACAGGAUUAACAUUUUUCUGCACUCUGAAGACUUAGGUGUCUCUUGACUGCUAGUUACAUCAUUGAGACAAAUCAAUGAAAAGUAUGUUUAAAUAUUACUUAACUGUUACCAAUAAUUCAAAAGUAUCUUACGCAUAAUGCACUUUUAAAAUUAUAAGCUAUAUUUAACAAAACAUUUACAAGUAAUCUCAAAUGCUGUUUCGGAGCAGUUGAUGAAUUACAAUUUAUUAACUUGUUCACUUUCUACAUGUAAUUCCAUGUUUUGAUUAUUACGCUUCGAAGAGGUAUUUCUUUUUUUUUUCCGGGGGAAAAAAAAAUUUUGGUUGUUACGAUAGACAAAUAUUAAUCUGAUAUUAACUGUAAAUAAUUUUAAGAUAAAGUAACGAUCUAUUAAUUAAUAUCCUAAUUUGUUGAUGGCGCGGAGAAUGCCUUGUUAUCAAAGGAAUUUACGAACAAUAUAAGAUCGCGGACUUAAGUGAUAAAAUUUUAAACGAAAGUAUAAAGUGUUUAAAAGAAGGAUAUAAGUUGCUUUAUAUGAUAUUUGUUAUGAUUUAUCGAAACAUUGAAUUUUAAUUUGAACUAUUUUAUAAAACGAGCAAUCAGAAAAAGUAGUAAUAUGAUUAAGGAAUUCUAAAAACGAGACUUAGAAAACUAUUUCAUAUACAAUGAUGCUACGUUGUUUGAAAAAAAUCAUUGUUAAUUUAAAAAUUUAUCUGUACAUUUUUAAAUUUGAAAGGAAGAUUAUUGUUUUUUCUAUUCUUGAAACGUAAAGUUUCUUUGUUUAUUAUACUUUUCACAUUACACUAUGAAGUUUUUACAACGAAUCAGUUUAAUCUUUUUCAAUAUUUUGUAACACUGUGUACAAUAUAAGAUUAAUAUUUCUUUCCUUUUCUCGGUUGCAUAAGGCAAUAUCUAAACACUUAGUAUUCACAGGUUAUUCGCAUUUAGAAAAUAUCUUGUGGAUCUUUUAUUGUAGUAAUAAAGACUAGAGAAUACGUUGUGUCGAUAAAAGAAAAAAAAAGAAAGAAAGAAUGUACAGGCAGAAAGCUGGAAGAUUUUAAAAAAUUAAUCAUACUAUUAGAAGAUAUAGCAAGAAGAAUUAUGGUCGCUGUAAAAUAUGUAAUCUGUUUUAUUUUUGAUCGAUUCGUUUAUUUAUUAUGAAAUCCAUAUUAUUUAAUAUAAGAAUAUAUUCAAACUUAAUAGAAAAUAAAAUAUAUUUCAGACGUAUCUGUUCCAUGAUCUAUUCGCGUAACUGAUCAAGAACUUUGGACAUAGAACAGAGUUCUUCUUGUAUGUUUUUCUAAGAACUUGUAGCGAAAAAAAAAAACCACAUUAUGCUUAGCACAUUGUAUACAUAUAGUAUUAAAUAAGAUAAGAAAGUAGAUACGAAGCUGCUUGAACGGUGAAAUUCAACCAUUUGUACAUUUUGACAAUAUAUAAAAGAAACGAAGAUAUUCAAUUGUUUUGUCAAAAAUGAUAUACAAUGCAUGAAGUUAAUUGAUCGAAUAUGCCGCGAUUAGCGUAACCUUGUAAAUGCCUACUUUGUACGAUAAUAGCUAUUCCAAGAAUGUAACAAACAUUCUAGAAAGACGUUUAGCACUUAAAGCUAACGAAACAUUCCAUCCUGUUUGUACAGCUUAUUUUAUUGUAAACAGAUACGUCCCGUUAGAUAAUAAAUAUUAUUAUUACGACAGAAAUUUUGUGGCCUUAAAUUCCGGUUACUUUAGAUUUCGUGUAUUUUGUGUUUUUCUAUAACGAAGAUUCGAAUCAUGUAUUUAUAUAUGUAUAAUCGCGGGCGAACGAUAUAUCUUGACGUAUUGAUUCUGUGAACAGGCAAUAUUCGAGUACUAUAGUAUUUCUUUCCUGACGGUAGACUAAAUCUUUAGUUGGGACUAUUAGUCACAUACGUUAUCUAACGAUCUACUUAAUUGUCUUUUCUUUUCUUCUGAUUUACAAGUAUUCACAUAUUUUACUGGAUGAAACAUUACAUCCUUCACUGGCUUAUACAGAGUGUUCAAUCAACCCUGGGAAAAAUUUUAAUGGGUGAUUCUAG